Molecule: messenger RNA, 2488 nt
Organism: Myiozetetes cayanensis
Lineage: Eukaryota; Metazoa; Chordata; Aves; Passeriformes; Tyrannidae
Product: butyrophilin subfamily 1 member A1-like
Exons: 3
Coding region: 168-755 (195 amino acids)
Molecular function (GO): protein binding
Source: RefSeq, a predicted model, not a curated record
GAGAGGGUAGAAAAGAAUUCCAAGUGGAAACAAACCCAGUGGAGAAGCAGCCAGUGGAGGAAAAGCAACCCAAAAGCAGCACCAGUGACACCAAGGAAAACACCAAAGAGGUUUAAGAGAGGGGGGAACUUGCAGUGCCGCCAGAAGGGGAGGACACUGCAGGCAUAAUGGCUUUCUUCCUCAAACCACGGCCAUGCACACUGGACCUUGCCCUGGACUACCACACUGCCAAACAGUUUGAAGUGGAUGUGACCCUGGAUCCAGCCACAGUGGGUCCUGAGGUGAUCCUCUCCGAGGACCUCAAGGAGGCCACCUGGGGCAGGCCUCAGCGCCGGUGGCCGGAGGGUCCCGGCCGGUUUGACACAGAUCCGUGCAUGCUGGGCAGCGAGGGCUUCACCUCGGGCCGCCACUACUGGGAGGUAGAGGCCAAUGGGCGCUUCUGGGCUGUGGGGGUGGCCCGUGAGUCGGUUCAGAGGAAAGGCCGGGUCCUCUUCAAGCCCAGCACUGAGAUUUGGGGCUUGCAGAAGUAUGAUGAGCUCUGUGUUGCCCUCACAGCUCCAUCCAACACCUCCAUCCCGCUCCUUAAUGGGGAGAUUGGAGUCUACCUGGACUACGAGGUGGGACAGGUCUCCUUCUAUGCCAUUGGCAGCCGCCAGUGCAUCUUCACCUUCCCUGUAGCUUCCUUCAGUGGGGAGAAGGUCUUCCCCUACUUCUGUGUCCUCCUCUCAACCAUCAAACUGUCCCCCAAGGGCUGAUGCACUGACGAGAUCCUUCCAAAGCUGGUUGCACCAUGGUGGUUGAAAUGCUCCUUGAUGCUCUUCAAGUCUUCUAUUCCAGGUCUUGGAGUCAUUUCCACCUCAACUCAUGGUCCUACCUUCAUCUUAGAUGUCUUUAUUUUGGGUUAUGUCCAGGGAUUUUGAGUCUGAGCUCAGCACAGUUGGUCUCAUCUCAAAGCCACUGUCAUUAAAUUCAUUCAAAGCUUCCUAACAUGAGCUGGGAUUCACUGAACUGGUUUUGACCUGAAAACUUGACUUUUUUUCCCAGAUAGCCUUCUCUGAUAAUUCCUUUACUGACCUCAAUGCCCAUCACUGGCCAGGCUUCCAAUGUAGAUUAAAAAUCUUAAUUUUUGUAGGCUUUGCAUUAAUGCCAGCUGCUGCCUCAUUUUAAAACUGAUUUUGUCAUCACAAGGAUGUGCUCGCACUCACUUCCCCCACUCUUUCCAUGCUUGGAAUGUAUUUCUAAGCAAUUAACAUGCAAUUGAUAUAAAUGUGCUCCAAAUAUAAUAAAUUUUUUUUCUAACAAGCAGGAGAUGUCUGCAUUUGACCUCUCACCAAAUUGCCCUAGACCUAAAAAGACCCCCUAAGGCUGCCCUAGCCCCCAGGAACCCAUAGGACUGCCCUACAUGGGCCUCCAAAGGUUGCCCUUUCCCACCAACACUUUGUUGGUCCCCUGGUACCCUCAAGAACCCCUCACCCAGGGGAUUGGAAGCCUUUUUGAGGUCUUCUUUCAUGGUGCAGCAGGUAUCUGGGUGUGAGAAGACCUCCCUGCAGCACCCAAGGAGCUGACACAGAGGUUUUUAGCCCAUCUCAUCCCAUUGCCCUUGCCUGAGCUCUGCAGCUCAGGUUUAUUACAAAUCCAGCUCCUCUCAGUGCCGCAGCGGGAGGAGCUGAGCCCCUUGUCAUCCAGGUAAGCGCAGAGCCCACCACCACGGAUUUGAAACCUGGAAGGACAGAGGAGACAAUCCCCCUGAGACAGGCUCAGCAGGAAAAAGGAGAAAAGUCACACGUAGGUUUCCCCCCAUUUCAGUUCUCAGGCAUCCUUGUGGGCAUCAACAUGCCAAAAUACCAAUAUAUAUUUCUUAUAUAGGAGUAGAAAUAAUUCAGCAUCAAUAUGCCAACACUGAUGCUGACUUAUUAUUAUUUCUAAUAAGAAAUCCAAAGCUUUGCAAGAAAAAAAAGAACUUCUAAUAAAAAAAUCUCAGUAUUUUCUCACCAAACACACCACUCCCAUAUCUUAGGUCAAGGCAAGAAACAAGGUGCAGCGUUGCCCUUUCCAAACAUCACUGUCCCUUUACUACCUCUGGAUGCACCUCAAGUGCCAGAAGAAAUACACAUUUUGUAGCUGGGGAAACAUCAACCAACAAUGUAAUGAUGAAAAAUACAGACUCACAAGUGCAAUAAAAGUGAGUGGUUCACCCAUUGCCAUGGCUGCUUCUCAUCUUUCCGCAAAAGGCCAACCCAAUGCUCUGAGAUGCCUUUAUAUCUCAUCACAAAGCUCUAAAAUAGAGAAAAAAAGGUUUUUACCUCCUUCCAGCCAAAAAUCUCCAUUUUACCAGUUGCUUGUGCUUCUCUAGGGCUUCUUUGGGGCUUGAACCUUUCAAUCUGCUAAAAAAAUGUGUCAUCUAGCUACAGUUGGCAGCCGUUGGCUUUGGUGAGGAAUUUGAAGAGACCCAUGAUGACCAACCCUCAAGAAAACCCUCUUCCCCAAG